AUGGAAGCGUUACUAUUUAUGAAGACAAGGGUCAGUGAAACCCUUCGCAGUUAUGCCAGUCAGUAUUGGGAGCUUUACAAUGAGAUUGGAGGGGGUAACGAGAAGAUUGCAGCAAGCACUUUUAGGAUGGGGCUGCCUGAGGAUACCGAACUACGAGAAUCAUUGACGAAGAGGCCUCCCGAGGAUAUGAGGCAACUCAUGAGGCGCAUUGAAGAGUAUAAACACCUUGAGGAUGAUCGACUACAAAGCAAGGGCAAGACUCUGUUGGUAAAUCGUCCUCGGCAGGGGCUUUUUCCACUAAAACCCCGAAAGGAUUUGAGAAUACAAGAGCCUGAAGUACAAAUAGGGGAGGUGAACGUGGCAUUCAAGGAACCAAGGCACAAGAUCGUAGACCAGAUUAAGAAUGAGUCAUACUUUAGAUGGCCGAACAAGAUGGGGGAGACCCAUCCCAGAGGAAUCAGAACUUAUACUGUACCUACCACAGAGGAGUUCGUGGUAGAUUCCGGGAACCGGGGUACUGGGCAAGGAGCCCAGCAAAGAGGAAUUCCUCUCCUACCCCCACUGGGAGUGAUUAAAGUCAUCCAUGCCGCGCCGAGAAGUACGACGGUGACAAGAAAGGGGGUAUUGACUAUUAAACCUGUAGAAAAUUACUCAGAUGAGCAGCCCCAAGAAAACAAAAUGAAAUUUACUUGGGAACCCCUUACUUUCGAUUAUGACGACCUAGAGGGAACAAUCCAACCACAUGAUGAUGCGUUGGUGGUGACGGCUCAAAUAAAUGGAUUCCUAGUAAAGAGGGUGAUAAUAGAUCAGGGGAGUGGAGCAGACGUGAUGUACCCCAACCUGUUCAAGGGACUUGGGUUGAAAAAUGAGGACCUCUCAAAGUAUGAUACGCCUUUGGUCGAGUUUGAUGGCAAGGUGGUGAUUCCCUAG
Messenger RNA from Quercus lobata, 930 nucleotides. RefSeq lists its product as uncharacterized. The transcript has 2 exons. Bases 1 to 930 code for a protein of 309 amino acids. The record is from RefSeq and is a predicted model, not a curated record. Lineage: Eukaryota; Viridiplantae; Streptophyta; Magnoliopsida; Fagales; Fagaceae.